Molecule: messenger RNA, 657 nt
Organism: Gongylonema pulchrum
Lineage: Eukaryota; Metazoa; Nematoda; Chromadorea; Rhabditida; Gongylonematidae
Source: the annotation of a GenBank genome assembly
AAAAACGACAUUGACAAACUGUUGGCUGAAAAUGCACGAAAUGAGCAACUUCUGGCAAAAAUUUCGGAUUAUUUCGAGAAGCUUGAUCCGUUAAGUCAAGAAAAGGUGUCUAGCGAAGUGAAACAGCUGUGCCAGGAUCGCGCAAAGCAGCUCAUUGGAAGCAGUGACUUUGAAACACUUAAAAAUGCAUAUGAAGAAUUAGCAUCUUUUGAACUGCUGGCCGCCAACUUCACUCGGCUUGUUGGAAAUUUGAAAAGCGAAUCUCAACGCAGUGAAGCAGAACAGUUGCGCAGACUCUGCCAAAAGGUGUAUGGGACUGAACGCUUUGACCCGGGCGAGCUUACUUCAUGGCUCACCAGUGAUCAGAAACUGGAGCUAGAACACUUGAUCCAGGACCCAGGUGUGAGUGAUGAUGCGGUGUAUGAACGUAUCUUUGAAUUUUAUGAAAAAGCGGAUGAUGAGAAGAAAACUGAUGCACGGAAAGUCAUCGAGUCGGGUUGCAGACGAUUUGUUGAUCGCAUGUUCGGGGAUAAAAUUGCUGCCAAAUUGGAAGAGCGUAGGUUGAGUGGUAAUUAUACGCCUCAGAUGCUUACCGCCGAGUUGGCAGCAUAUGCAGCCGAGAUAAAAGAUGUGAAGAAUCGAAUCAAAGCUGAGUGA